Capsicum annuum is the source of this 2854-nucleotide messenger RNA. Its product is annotated as acyl-coenzyme A oxidase 3, peroxisomal. Gene Ontology annotation, cellular component: peroxisome. The transcript is spliced from 13 exons. The coding region runs from base 623 to 2650 and encodes 675 amino acids. Gene Ontology annotation, biological process: fatty acid beta-oxidation using acyl-CoA oxidase; lipid homeostasis. NCBI's taxonomy places the organism in Eukaryota, Viridiplantae, Streptophyta, Magnoliopsida, Solanales, Solanaceae. The record is from RefSeq and is a predicted model, not a curated record. Gene Ontology annotation, molecular function: acyl-CoA oxidase activity; fatty acid binding; FAD binding.
GUUUUUGUUUUGAGCUGGGGUUUUAUGGGAAAUAACCUUUCUACCUCACCUUUGAGGCAGUGGUGGACUAAAAAUUUAAGAAUUGUGAGUGUUAAAAGGUUCGAACACACAUAUUGACCUUUAAGUAUUAAGGUUCCACCUAAAAACUAAAACGUCCAGCUAUCUUCUUAACUUAUUGAGUGUUUUUCUAAACCUUAUACCAAAUUUAAUGUAUUUUUAAUAUAAUUAUAUCUAGUCUGUAUCGAAUUUAAUGGGUGCCGGAGCACCAAAAGAUUGGCUAUAGGUCGUCCUUGCUGUGAAGUAGUGGUAUGGGUUACGUACACUCUACCCUUUCUAGACUCCGCUUUGUGGGAAUACAUGGGUAUGUUAUUGUUGUUGUUGUUGUUGAAUAAGUUGCUUUUUUUGUUAGCUAUCAAAUGACUCCUAAUUGUUUAUUAUUGUUGUUGUUUAUCAACUAUGAGACAAAGUAAUCUGACAUUUUUUAUUAUUAUUAAUCACCUACCCCACCAACCAAACAACUUGGACUAUAACUAAGUAGCCAGAUCAGUUAGAUCAAUGGUGAGUUUAUUUUCUUGAUUUUGUCAUACAAAGUCAAUCAAACUUUCCAUCAUCCUCUUCUUCAAUGGAGAAAGUGAAUUUCAGAAUAAAAGUCCUCAGCAGGCACCUAAACCAAGAAACACCAACACCCAAGUUUACUGUCCAAUCAUUUCCAUGUCUUAGCUACAAACAGCCUGAGCUUUCUGAACCAUCUGCUGUUUUCGACAUAAAAGAGAUGAGAAAACUCAUGGAUGGUCACAACUUGGAGGAAAGGGACUGGCUUUAUGGUCUGAUGUUACAAAGCAAUCUUUUUAAUCCAAUAGAAAGGGGUGGCAAAGUGUUUGUUUUCCCUGAUUACAGUCAGUCUAAGGAACAACAAAGGGAAAUUACCAUGAGGAGAAUUGGAUACCUUCUUGAACGUGGGGUUUUCAAGCGAUGGCUUACUGGUGAUGGGCCAGAAGAUGAGUUGAGGAAAUUGGCUCUUGUGGAAGGUGUUUGUAUCUUUGAUCAUUCACUUGCUAUCAAGAUUGGUGUCACGUAUUUCCUAUGGGGCGGUGCAAUCCAGUUUUUUGGUACCAAGCGACAUCAUGAUAAAUGGUUGAAGGCAACAGAGGAGUAUGUGGUCAAAGGUUGCUUCGCGAUGACAGAAUUGGGGCAUGGAAGCAAUGUUCGAGGUAUUGAAACAGUCACAACAUAUGAUUCAAGCACCGGAGAGUUUGUCAUAACUACUCCAUGUGAAUCAGCUCAGAAGUAUUGGAUUGGAGGCGCAGCUAAUCAUGCAACACAUACGGUAGUUUUCUCUCAGCUCAUCAUUGAAGGGAAAAAUCAAGGUGUCCAUGCUUUUAUCUGUCAGAUCAGAGAUGAGAAUGGAGACAUUUGUCCAAACAUUCGUAUAGCUGAUUGUGGUCACAAGAUUGGCUUGAAUGGAGUCGACAAUGGCAGAAUCUGGUUUGACAAUGUUCGCGUACCCAGAGAAAAUUUGUUAAAUUCUGUGGCGGAUGUGUCUCCAGAUGGAAAAUAUCUUACUGCUAUCAAGGACCCUGACCAGAGGUUUGCAGCAUUUUUGGCGCCAUUGACAUCUGGUCGUGUGACAAUUGCAGUUAGUGCAAUUUACUCAGCAAAGGUUGGUUUGGCAACUGCAAUAAGAUACUCGCUGACAAGGAGAGCGUUUUCAGUUACUCCUAACGGACCAGAAAUUCUUUUACUUGAUUACCCAAGUCAUCAACGGCGGCUUCUUCCUCUUCUUGCAAAAACAUAUGCAAUGAGCUUCGCUGUUAACUACUUGAAAAAGAUAUACGUCAACAGAACACCUGAGAUGAACAAAGUGAUUCAUGUUGUUUCAAGUGCAUUCAAAGCUAUUGCAAGUUGGCAUAACAUGCGAACUCUUCAGGAAUGUCGUGAAGCCUGUGGAGGCCAAGGGUUGAAGACUGAAAAUCGGGUUGGCCCGCUAAAAGGUGAAUUUGACGUGCAGUCUACUUUCGAGGGUGACAACAAUGUCCUCAUGCAGCAGGUUAGCAAGGCACUUUUUGGGGAAUAUGUGGCAGCCAAAAGGAGUAAGAAGCCAAUCAAAGGAUUGGGAUUAGAACACAUGAACGCCUCUCGUCCCAUUGUACCUUCGCAACUCACAAGUCAUACGAUGAGGCAAGCCCAAUUCCAGAACGACAUAUUCUGCCUACGUGAACGAGACCUUUUGGAACGUUUUGCUGCUGAAGUUGCACUAUGCCAGGCACAGGGAAAAAGCAAAGAAUAUGCUUUUACUUUGAAUUAUCAGCUUGCUGAAGACCUGGGGAGAGCCUACUCAGACCGAGCAGUUCUCCAUACUUUCCUCGAGGCAGAGGCAUCCGUCACAUCUGCGCCCCUUAAGAAUGUUUUGGAUCUCGUCAGAUCGAUGUAUACUCUGGUCACCCUAGAAGAGGAUGCUGCAUUCCUCCGAUACGGCUACUUGUCCACUGACAAUGCUGCAAUGGUGAGAAAAGAAGUUGCAAACCUUUGCGGUGAACUAAGGCCACAUGCUCUUUCCUUGGUCAGUUCCUUCGGCUUACCUGACGCCUUCUUGGGCCCAAUAGCUUUCAAUUGGGUUGAAGCCAACGCUUGGUCUUCCGAACAAAACUAACUCGACGUUCAUAGAUAUACUACAGGGAGUAAACAGACAUCACAACAAGCCUUAUUCUUGCAACUAAUGUGCUUGCCAUGAAUAACAAUAGGCUAUUUUGUAUUGUUCUUUCUCAAAAAAAUAAGUAUAUUUCACCUUUAUUGUUUCAUCAUGAAGGGACAUAUACAUUUACUCAUAAACAAAGUGUUGUUUGAUCCUUUGGUA